This is a messenger RNA of Haliotis rufescens (red abalone), 1008 nucleotides long. RefSeq lists its product as uncharacterized. The transcript has a single exon. NCBI's taxonomy places the organism in Eukaryota, Metazoa, Mollusca, Gastropoda, Lepetellida, Haliotidae. The record is from RefSeq and is a predicted model, not a curated record. The coding region runs from base 1 to 1008 and encodes 335 amino acids.
AUGAGGGCGGGUGGUGGAAGCAACAAGCAGGGUGCUAACAAGCUGAGGAUCGUGAUGAGGGCGGGUGGUGGAAGCAACAAGCAGGGUGCUAACAAGCUGAGGAUCGUGAUGAGGGCGGGUGGUGGAAGCAACAAGCAGGGUGCUAACAAGCUGAGGAUCGUGAUGAGGGCGGAUGGUGGAAGCAACAAGCAGGGUGCUAACACGCCGAGGAUCGUGAUGAGGGCGGGUGGUGGAAGCAACAAGCAGGGUGCUAACAAGCUGAGGAUCGUGAUGAGGGCGGAUGGUGGAAGCAACAAGCAGGGUGCUAACAAGCUGAGGAUCGUGAUGAGGGCGGGUGGUGGAAGCAACAAGGAGGAUGCUAACAAGCUGAGGAUCGUGAUGAGGGCGGAUGGUAGAAGCAACGAGCAGGGUGCUAACAAGCUGAGGAUCGUGAUGAGGGCGGGUGGUAGAAGCAACGAGCAGGGUGCUAACAAGCUGAGGAUCGUGAUGAGGGCGGAUGGUGGAAGCAACAAGCAGGGUGCUAACAAGCUGAGGAUCGUGAUGAGGGCGGGUGGUGGAAGCAACAAGGAGGAUGCUAACAAGCUGAGGAUCGUGAUGAGGGCGGAUGGUGGAAGCAACAAGCAGGGUGCUAACACACCGAGGAUCGUGAUGAGGGCGGAUGGUGGAAGCAACAAGCAGGGUGCUAACAAGCUGAGGAUCGUGAUGAGGGCGGAUGGUGGAAGCAACAAGCAGGGUGCUAACAAGCUGAGGAUCGUGAUGAGGGCGGGUGGUGGAAGCAACAAGGAGGAUGCUAACAAGCUGAGGAUCGUGAUGAGGGCGGAUGGUGGAAGCAACAAGCAGGGUGCUAACACGCCGAGGAUCGUGAUGAGGGCGGGUGGUGGGAGCAACAAGCAGGGUGCUAACAAGCUGAGGAUCAUGAUGAGGGCGGGUGUCGGAACUCAGGUCCCUGAUCAUCCAAUCCCUGUAUCCUGUGUGACAAUUUUGUUACAGAAACCGAGGUCGUUCUGA